GACCUCGAUAGGUACUCCUUCGUACGACUUUGCGCUCAACUUCUGUCUGAUACCUAUUCGCAUCCCGAGUCGCUAUCAGUGGAGCAUAACCCUUUCGCAUUUUCCCUUUUCAUGGCCCUUUUCGCGCCACAAAGGGAGGUGUAAACACACAUGGCUCUGCGUCAAACUCCGUGCCCAGUGCCCGACGUUGAUCGAGCUUUGGCAUCAUAUAUCCAUUCUCGCGAAGACACCCUGAGGAUACGGCGGACGCUCUCAAAAUAUCUCACCGCAGGUCUCCGACCUGUGAACUCCAAUACGCAAAACCAGCACCUCAACCAUGAAUGUCCACACCUGUGUUUGGCGGCCAUUACAAAUCCUCCGGGGCUUAAGGAUUCUCGAAUGGGCUAUUUGAACGCACUACGUGCUAGGAAUGCGGCUCAGACAAAACAUCGCGAACUUCAAACGUCGUUGGAAGGGCUGCAAACCCGUCAUACCAUCGAAUCGCCCGCCGGAAACGACUCACAAUACGAUAAUGAAGUCACGCGGAGUUAUGUAUCUCUUCUUCGAUGUCGCAUCCGCGUUGCAGAGCUUCAAGUCGUCCAAGGAUCCCUCGAAAAGUUGCUCAGUGCCAAUCCAGCGAAUGGAACCAACGAUCCCAAGAAUCUCGUGAAGAAUACCAUCGGCGAGCAACCUGACCUACCAGCGGAGCGCCUGGAAAAGCUCUCCCAGGCCCAGGAUGAUGAGUCGUUGAUUCUAAAGUUGAAAAAAGAAGUUCUUGAAGCUCGGGCUUCCAUGGAACGAGCGAACUCUGCCCGGCUUGAGACUCAGAGUACACCUCAAGGGGCACCAAAUUUGACUGAGCAGGUCUAUGCGCUUGGUCGUGCACGUGAAGAAUUACAAGAAUGGGUGGAAGGGGAGCUGGCAAAGAUGGAAGAGGAGUCCGAAUUUAUUGAGGAUAUGUCCCCCGUAAAACGUUCAAUCGGGGGACCUUCUGACCUCCAUCUCGCUUCAUCGGAAGCCAAAAUCCGAGGCUCUUACGAUCAAUAUACUGCAUCCCGCUCGGCCGCAAUUUCAUCGUACGAGUCCCUUCAGCGGCCACCGAACGCGGACUCGAAUAACGCCAACGAUCGCACCGGCCAGGCUCAUCCCAGCUCUCAGCAACGAGAUAACCCAGAGUCUGCAAGAGCGAUCAUCAGAAUAUUUCCGUACAUUCCUUGCCUCUCGCGUAUCGAUAACAAUGAGCGCUCCUUAUUGCAGCAGGCCGUUUAUUUACAGGCUCAGCUUUCGUUAGCGGACGAGGAACUCGCUGAGAUUGUGCUGAGGCUCUCGGGAGAAAGCCACCUUCUUCCAUCCGGAUCAAAAGCCAUUACCUCCUGGGGGAAGACUGCUACAGAGGUUGAGGCGGCCACAGAGCAGUUUGUUGAGGGGCGACUCCAGGAAAGCCACCAUGAAAUCAACAGCAUCGCCACUAUCGUCGAUCUCUGCUCAUUGCAGAGCAAAGUCCUAUCUUCUAGUUAGACACAAAGACAGCUCGGUUUCUCGGCAGCCCAGCACGUACGAGCGCAAUAUGAUGAAUUCCUGGUUCUCCCCAUCCAUCAUGCACCGAGAUAUUGCUCCUCAUUUUCUGUUUCAGGGUAGCACAGCAGGAAGGAUUCUAUGGGUCAUUAAGGAUGCUGCUGGUAUGUUCACGUUCUUUCCUACUGUAUGCCCCACUGUUUGCUAGGUCGGGCGCUUCACAUGCGGGUAAGAUUUCCGGAUUUUCUUGCAACUGCCGUGCUGGCCAAAGCGUAACAAGUACACGACCCGACGCCUAAUGACACACUACGAUCUAAAACUGGUAUCGCUCUAUCAUUUCCGGGUCGGCGCGCGGCUCUAAACCAUCAAAAUAUAUUCACUCAUGCCGGGGUAAACGUUCACUCACGCUAUAUUAGCCUUUUCACGCUCUUGGCACUCAUGAAGCGACCCAAUCAAAUCACUCUCCCCGCUGCCUGAAACCUACC
Trematosphaeria pertusa is the source of this 1979-nucleotide messenger RNA. RefSeq lists its product as uncharacterized. Lineage: Eukaryota; Fungi; Ascomycota; Dothideomycetes; Pleosporales; Trematosphaeriaceae. The transcript has a single exon. The coding region runs from base 151 to 1497 and encodes 448 amino acids. The record is from RefSeq and is a predicted model, not a curated record.